AUGGCGGCGACGGCGACGGCGAGGAAGCUGAUAGUGGAGGUGGUGGAGGCGCGGAACCUGGUGCCCAAGGACGGCAGCGGCACGUCCAGCCCCUACGCGCGCACCGACUUCGACGGGCAGCGCCGCAAGACGCGCACCGUGGCCAGGGACCUCAACCCGGCGUGGAACGAGGCGCUCGAGUUCGACUUCCCGCCCGCCGGCGUCGACCCGGUCGAGGGGGAGCCGCUCGAGGUCGCCGUGCUGCACGACCUCCGCGUCGGGCCUACCCGCCGGAGCAACUUCCUCGGCCGCGUCCGCCUCGACGCGCGCCAGUUCGUGCGCAGGGGCGAGGAGGCGCUCAUCUACUUCCCGCUCAAGAAAGAGAAGGGCUUCCUCAACAGCUUCAACUGGGUCCGCGGCGACAUUGGCCUCAAGGUGUACUACGUCGACGUGCCGCUCGCCCCGCCGGAGCCACCCGCCGCUGGCAACGACGCCGCUCCUCCUGAUGCGGAGGCGGCGGAGGCGGAAGCAGCAGCACCGCCGCCGCCCGAUGCUACUACUACGGCUUCCACGGAUGAGCCUCCCAAGGCCGAGGAGCCGAUGGAUGCAGCAGCUCCGGUGCCGCAGCCGGAGGCGGCAGACGCAUCAGCCGGUGACGGAGUCACCACGGAGAAGCCACCGGAGGCUGAUCCCGCACCGGCGCCGCCGGAAGACGCGCCCGUAAUGACGGCAGAGGCGGUGGCAGCUGCAUCCGAGGAGAAGCCGCCGGAAGAGGAGCCUGUGUCGAGCCCGCCACCGCAGCGGACGCCGACGCCGACGCCGACGCCGAUGCCACGGCAGGUAUCGAUGCCUGUACGCCAGCUGGCGCCGCCGCCGCCCCAACUGGAGGAGCCGAUGGUGCAGAGCAAGCACGAUCUGGUGGACAAGAUGCCAUACCUGUUCGUCAGGGUGGUACGCGCGCGCGGGCUGCCCGCCGGCUCGCACCCCCACGUUCGCGUGGCCGCCGGCGGGCAGCACGCGUCCACGCGGGAGGCGCGCCGCGGCGCCUUCUUCGAGUGGGACCAGACCUUCGCGUUCGUGCGCAAUCCGGCCACCGACUCGCCGGGCCCCACGCUCGAGGUCUCCGUCUGGGACCUGCCGCCCGACGCCGACGUGUCCGUCGCCGACGAUCGCCACUUCCUUGGCGGCCUCUGCUUCGACACCGCCGACGUGCACGCGCGGGACCCGCCGGACGGGCCUCUCGCGACGCAGUGGUACAGGCUCGAGGGCGGGCGCCGCUUCGCCGGCGCCGACCUCAUGGUCGCCACGUGGGCGGGUACGCAGGCCGACGAGGCCUUCGCCGACGCGUGGAAGGCGGACUCACCGGCGGCGGCCACGGCCACGGCCGCUGCCACUUCGCGCGCCAAGGUUUACGUCUCGCCUAAGCUCUGGCUCCUGCGCCUCACCGUCAUCGAGGCGCAGGACACGCUCACGGCACCGCCUCCCCGCGAUGCCGGUAUCGCGGUGCGCGCCACGCUGGGCUUCCAGGCGCUCAAGACGCGCACCAUGCCGGUGGCGCGCAACGGAGGGCCUGUGUGGAACGAGGACCUUCUCUUCGUCGCCGCCGAGCCGUUCACCGACGACGACUGCCUCGUCAUCUCCCUCGAAGUGCGCCACGGCAAGGAGGCGUUCCCCGUCGGCUCGGCUAGCAUAUCGCUGGCCACCGUCGAGAGGCGCGUUGACGACCGGAAGGUGGCGUCCAAGUGGCUCGACCUCCUCCCGUCCGACGAGGCCACGAAGAGAGUCGGCAAGAAGGCGGCCAUGCACAUGCACGGAGGUCGGCUGCACGUGCGCGCGUGCCUCGACGGCGGCUACAACGUCGCCGACGAGCCGUCCUACGCGUGCAGCGACUUCCGGCCGUCGGCGCGGCAGCUGUGGCCCCCGCCCCUUGGCGUCGUGGAGCUAGGCAUCGUUGGAUGCAAGGGCCUCCUGCCGAUGCGCGCCGCCGACGGAAAGGGCUGCACCGACGCGUACGCCGUGGCCAAGUACGGACCCAAGUGGGCGCGCACGCGCACCAUCGCCGACAGCUACGACCCGGCCUGGAACGAGCAGUACACGUGGCCGGUGUACGACCCCUGCACCGUGCUCACCGUCGGCGUGUUCGACGACCCACCGCCGUUGCAGCCGUCAGACGGCAGCGGCGGCAAGGACGCCACCGCCGCGGCGUGCUCGCGUCCGAUGGGUAAGGUGAGGAUACGGCUGUCCACGCUGGAGCGCGGCCGCGUGUACCGUGGCCUGUACCCGCUCAUCAUGAUGCUGCCCACCGGCGCAAAGCGAAUGGGCGACGUCGAGCUGGCCAUCCGCUUCUCCACGUCCGGGUCGAUGCUGGACGUGCUGCACACGUACGGCCGACCAGCGCUCCCGGCGAUGCACCACCAGCGGCCCAUCCCGGCGGUGAACCGCGAGGCGCUGCGGCUGGCGGCGGCGCGCAUCUCCGCGGCGCACCUGGCGCGAUCGGCGGAGCCGCCUCUGCGGCGCGAGGUGGCGACGUGGAUGCUGGAUGCCACGGAGCCGCGCGGGUUCAGCAUGCGCAAGCUGCGCGCCAACUGGAACCGCGCCGUGGCCGCGCUGUCCUGGGUCGCCGACGCGGCGCGCUGGGUGGAGGACACCCGGUCGUGGCGCAACCCGACGGCGACCGCGAUGGCGCACGCCGUGCUGAUCCUCCUCGCGUGGCACCCGGACCUCGUCGUGCCGACGCUGACGCUCCACGCCGCCGCCGUGGGCGUGUGGAAGUACCGGCGCAGGCCGCGCGCGCCGGCGCCGCACCCGUGCGUGCGCGCGUCCAUGGCGGAGGCGCCCGACAGGGAGGAGCUGGACGAGGAGUUCGACACGAUCCCGAGCGCGAGGCCGCCCGAGGUGGUGCGGGCGCGGUACGACCGCGCCAGGAUGGUGGGCGCGCGGCUGCAGCAGAUGGUCGGCGACGUCGCGACGCAGGCAGAGAGGCUGCAGGCGCUCGUGUCGUGGCGCGACCCGCGCGCCACCGGGUUGUUCGUCGCGCUGUGCGUCCUCGUGGCCUUGGUGCUGUACAUGGUGCCCAUGAAGAUGGUGGCCGUGGUCGCCGGCUUCUACUACCUGCGCCACCCGAUGUUCCGGGAUCGGAUGCCGGCACCAGUGAUCAACUUCUUCCGGCGGCUGCCUUCCAUGUCUGAACGGAUCAUGUAG
This is a messenger RNA of Miscanthus lutarioriparius, 3180 nucleotides long. Lineage: Eukaryota; Viridiplantae; Streptophyta; Magnoliopsida; Poales; Poaceae. The record is from the annotation of a GenBank genome assembly.